Plasmodium malariae is the source of this 843-nucleotide messenger RNA. RefSeq names its product conserved Plasmodium protein, unknown function. The coding region runs from base 1 to 843 and encodes 280 amino acids. NCBI's taxonomy places the organism in Eukaryota, Apicomplexa, Aconoidasida, Haemosporida, Plasmodiidae. The transcript has 3 exons. The record is from RefSeq and is a predicted model, not a curated record.
AUGUUGCGAUUAAAUAAUGUGCGACUUUUCUUGAAAAGUAAAAUUCGAUUUAGUGGUGGCAAACAGCAUCCCAAAUGGGUUGUAAAGGACAAAGAGAAAUAUAAUAUAUAUACAUAUGACAAUUCAUAUUAUGGGGAAAAUUUCAGAUAUAAUAACUUUGUAUUACAUAUAAGAUCAUACAAAUAUUAUAUUGAUUAUAUAAUAGAAAACAUUUACAAAACUCUUAAAUGUUGUGGCAAAUUUUUCUUUAAUCCGUUAAAAAGUUUUAUUUUAAAACAUAAUCCUGAUGUUCGAUAUCAAUUAGUAGCUCUUUUGGCCUUUUUCGGAACAACGUCAGCUAUAACAUGUUAUCACAAUAAUAUUUAUCAAAAUAUUAUUGACGUAACAAAUAUGUUAGAGUUGGGAGUAGUAGAUGAUAUGAAAGACAAUAACUUUUUUGAUACACAAAGUGAAUUGCAGAAUAAAAACAUAGACGAUUAUAGUCAAGACCAUGAAAGGCUUACGGAUUUGUGGGAAAAGGCACUAAAAGAUGCAACACAAAAAAACAAUUUCAAUGAACUGUGCAAAUAUUUAAUUAUAAAAGAGGAUGAACCAAUAGUUCGUUUUAAACCAAAACAUAUUUGGAGAUACAACAUGAUACCUUAUGGGGAAAAUAAUCCAGACACACAGACAUUUCCAAUUCCUUCAUAUGAGAAACCAUUUAGGUCAUUUGCUUUAAAUUUUACAUAUAAUAAUUUAUCAGGUAAUUGGGGGGACUACAUUGACAGGAGAGAUAAUAAAGGAUCUUUAUUAAGACCAUCAAGAUACAUGUUCACGGAUGUACUCAUACCCGCAACAAAAUAA